GCUUUGCCUUAGCUGCACUACUCUGCCCUGACCUUUGGAGAAAGACGGAGCUGUUUUUUCUGACAGUCGCAAAGUCACCAUGGACAUCCACCGAGUAUCUAACAGCAAUCAAAUGGAUUAUAACAUCGACAGCAUGGAGCCCAAACACGGGAAAAUGCUGCCUUGCCAUGAGGACCGUUUCGACAGCGGCCUGGAUUCCCUGAAGGAGGACGAGCUGGUGAACGAGUUUGAGGACAUGCAUGUGAACAUAAGCGAGGAGCUCACACAUGAAUACGAACCGUGGAGAUCUGUAGUGACUGACGAUGGUGACACACUCCUCCACUUGGCCAUCAUCCAUGAAGCCACAGAACAUGCCUUUCAGAUGAUCAAACUCUCUCACAAGCACCCCUUCCUCAAUGCACAGAACCACCAGAGACAGACUGCCCUCCACCUGGCAGUGAUCACAGAGCAGCCUCAGUUAGUGGAGAGGCUCCUGAAGGCCGGCAGUGACCCACGUCUAGCCGACGACAGCGGGAACACGGCUCUCCACAUCGCCUGCAAGAAGGGCUCCCUCGCCUGCUUCGGCGUCAUCACCCAGAACUGCCAGCGCCACAUCGCCUCUAUGGCGUCCUUCCCCAACUACAGUGGACAUAGCUGUCUCCACUUGGCGUCCAUUAACGGCUACAUCUCAUUGGUUGAAAGCCUCGUUCGGCUGGGUGCAGACAUCAACGCACAGGAACAGUGCAGUGGACGGACGUCGCUCCAUCUGGCCGUAGACCUCCAGAACCCCACACUGGUCGGGCGCCUCCUCGAGCUCGGCGCUGACGUGAACUGCUUGAACUACGGUGGCUUCACGCCGUACCACCUCACCUACGGACGCCAGAGCGAGGAGAUCCGCCGCCAGCUGUACGAGAGGACGCCGCAGGAGCUGAGGGAGCUGCCUGACAGCGAAUCAGACGAUAGCGAUAUGGAGGAUCUGGAUUCAUCGGAGGAUGAGCUGUACGAUGACAUAAAGUUCGGAAAGUAAACAGAAGCAUCCCAUCUACCGGUGCUGUGAAUGACAGUGAAGCUGCUACAAUGUGGCCCAGCCACGGCCCACCAAACGAGGGACACAUCAGUCCAUGUCCCCCGUCCAGGCCCAAGUCCACAGGUGCUGGUCCUGGGAUCAAAAGAACGUGGAUGAAGACGGUGUCCAGUCUGGUCAAGCCCGGUCCGGAUCACAGAAUGAUCUGCACCGAAACACCAUAAAACAGCAAGACCACCACCUCCAUAGUCCUUCUAUAUACUGCAAAUAUACAUUGAUGUGUAUAUACCAGACAAGACGUGUGUAAUAUAUUGUAAAUACAGAGAUAUUAUUUUUGUACCUGUACAUAUGUGUGAAUUUAAACACUAUUAACAAAAAGUUGUUCUGAAUAAAAAGAAGUUUAUAAAUAUA
This is a messenger RNA of Anarrhichthys ocellatus (wolf-eel), 1414 nucleotides long. RefSeq names its product NF-kappa-B inhibitor alpha-like. The transcript has 6 exons. Bases 80 to 1006 code for a protein of 308 amino acids. NCBI's taxonomy places the organism in Eukaryota, Metazoa, Chordata, Actinopteri, Perciformes, Anarhichadidae. Gene Ontology annotation, cellular component: cytosol. Gene Ontology annotation, molecular function: NF-kappaB binding. Gene Ontology annotation, biological process: cellular response to tumor necrosis factor; toll-like receptor 4 signaling pathway. The record is from RefSeq and is a predicted model, not a curated record.